This is a messenger RNA of Dama dama (fallow deer), 3937 nucleotides long. RefSeq names its product zinc finger BED domain-containing protein 4-like. NCBI's taxonomy places the organism in Eukaryota, Metazoa, Chordata, Mammalia, Artiodactyla, Cervidae. The record is from RefSeq and is a predicted model, not a curated record. Gene Ontology annotation, molecular function: protein dimerization activity; DNA binding.
CGGCGGCGGCGGCGCGGGAGGGGCCGGGGGUGGACAAAGCCGAGGCCGAUGAAUGGGGCGCGUACGCCUCCGCGGCCGUGGGGUCCCCGCGGAUUUUAUUCUUAAAUAAAUGCUCAGCCUCAGGCCUGGUUAGGCAGACAUCAGAAGAAGGCAGAUCGCAGGCCCCUCAUCCGUGGGAGCAGUGGGAUGGCCCAGGGAGGCAGAGACUCCAAGAAGAUGACGCAGAAGGAGCACCGUGCCAUCGAGUCAUCAGCGUUCCCGCGUCUGAGACCAGCAGGUCCACCCCACGUGAGCACACGUCUGCCCCGAGAUGCAUUUAGCAGGAGAACUCCGGGAGCACUACGGUCUGCACCGUGAGGGGACACGCUCAUGAGUUUGUCCGUCCACUGCUCAGUGAGAUUCAUGCUUAUCCAUAUUCGUAAACAUCCCAAGAGAUAAGAGUUCUUUGGCCAGAACUGAAUAGUUAUGGUCAGUCAUGGAGAACCGCUGGGAGCCUCGUCCCCAAGGGGCAGGUGAUUCGGAGAAUACAAACUUGAAAAUAGAGGAAGAUGACCCUCAAACCCCUAGUCACAGUGUGGAGAGAAUGGACUUUGGAAGUGAGCCGGAGGACGGGAGGCAGGCGGGCCGCAGCGAGGAGCCGGCGGCGGGCGGUGCGGAGGGCUGUGCGGGCCAACCCCCCGGGCGGGGCGCCUCCCCCGAGCCUGAGGACGACUACGGGGCGCUGCUGGCGCAGUACGGCAGCACCCUCUACAGCGUGGCCAUGGAGGCCGUGACGCAGAGCCUGCUCUCCGGCCGCAGCCUGGGCUCCAGGAAGAAGUCCCCGGCCUGGAAGCACUUUUUCAUCUCGCCGCGGGACAGCACCAAGGCCGUGUGCACCUACUGCAUGAAGGAGUUCAGCCGCGGCAAGAACGAGAAGGACCUGAGCACCAGCUGCCUGAUGCGGCACGUGCGGAGGGCGCACCCCACCGCGCGCGGGGUCCCCGCCCCGGCGCCACGCCCCGCUCCCACGCCCACCGACCCCGAGGGCCCAUGCCCCGGCUUCUCAACGGGCCCGCUGGUCCCCCGGGCAGCCUCCAAGGGCUCGGCUCCCCUCCAGCUGAAGGAGGAAGCCAGCUCUGCAGUUUCUUCCGAGGAGGCUGCCUCCGAUAAGCUGGCCUCGGAGAAGUAUGGCCGGGACGAGCGCCCUCCGGGGCAGCCCCCGCACGCGCCCCCGCUGCACUGCCGCGAGCCUGCGGAGAACGGAGCGGAGAAGAACCCGCCGCUGCCGCGGAGCGCGUGCGGGUCCCGCCGCAGGUCGGCCGUCUGGAAGCACUUCUACCUGUCGCCGCUGGACAGCUCCAAGGCCGUGUGCAUCCACUGCAUGAACGAGUUCAGCCGCGGCAAGAACGGGAAGGACCUGGGCACCAGCUGCCUCAUCAGGCACAUGUGGCGGGCGCACCGUGCCAUCGUGCUGCGGGAGAGCGGCGGGGGCCCUGGCGCACAGCCUCCCGGCCCCGCGCCGCCGCCCCUGGGGCCCGCCCGGCCGCCUCCAGACACGGAGCCCGGCCCCCUGCCGGCGUCUCCGGGGAGGGCGCUCCAGGACCCCGCCUCCGCAGCCUCCUCCCCCGACAGGCCGGCGGAGGAGCCGCCCUCGAUCUGGGGCCCUGGCGGCGCGCCGUCCCCCUCCUCUGACGCGGGUGAGGCCUCCUGGGGGUCGUCUCCUGAGACGCAGCCGGGCGGUGCGCCGAGCCCGCGGCUGCGGGAGCCGGGCGCCGUGUUCCAGCAGAACAAGAGGGUGAUGAAGAGGCUGAAGUCGGAGGUGUGGCAUCACUUCUCGCUGGCGCCCACGGACAGCCUCAAGGCCGUGUGCAGGCACUGUGGCUGCGCCAUCAGCCGCGGGAAGCGGGGCGACGUGGGCACCAGCUGCCUCAUGCGGCACCUCUACAGGCGCCACCCCGAGGUGUCAGGGGGCCAGAAGGGCUUCCUGGGGGCCGGCCUGGCCGGCUCACCCUACGCCACCCUGGCUUCCGCCGAAACGUCCUCCCGGUUGACGGACCUGCCGACCAUGGUCGCCAAAAACCAUCAAGCUGUGUUUCCCGUCAACAGCAAGAAGACCUCCAAGCUGUGGAACCAUUUUUCUAUCUGCUCGGCAGACCCCACGAAGGUGGUGUGUCUGCACUGCGGCCGGACCAUCAGCCGGGGCAAGAAGCCGACGAACCUGGGCACCAGCUGUCUCCUGCGGCACCUGCAGCGCUUCCACGGCGGCGCGCUGAAGCCCGAGGGCGCCUGGGCCGCCCCGCCCUCCUCGCCCGGCGGCCAGGCGCCCCUGGGCCCGCCUUCCGUAGGCGCCGCCGCCUCUGACGACGGCAGCGAGAAGUUUCACGAUUCUCACCCGGUUGCUAAGAAAAUCACGAGUCUCAUUGCUGAGAUGAUCGCCCUUGACCUCCAGCCGUGCUCGCUGGUGGACAACGUCGGCUUCAACAGGCUGCUGGCGUACUUGAAACCUCAGUACUCCCUGCCCUCGCCGGCCUACUUCUCCAGGACGGCCAUCCCGGGCAUGUACGAGGACGUGAAGCACGUUAUCAUGGCCCACCUGCAGGAAGCCGAGAGCGGCGUGGUCCACUUCACGUCGGGCAUCUGGAUGAGCAGCCAGACGCGGGAGUACCUGACCCUCACGGCCCACUGGGUCACCUUCGAGCCCUCGGCCCGGCCGCACUGCGAGGACCACCACUGCUCAGCGCUGCUGGACGUAUCGCAGGUGGACUGUGACUGCAGCAGCAGCAGCAUCCAGGAGCAGCUGGAGUGUUGGUGGGAGGCCUGGGUGACGUCCAGUGGCCUGCAGGUGGGCAUCACCGUCACCGACAACCCCAGCAUCGGGAAGACGCUGAACGAGGGGGCGCGCUCCAGCGUGCCGUGCUUCAGCCACACGGUCAACCUCAUUGUCAGCGAGGCCAUCAAGAGCCAGAGGAUGGUCCAGAACCUGCUGAGCACUGCCCGGAAGAUCUGCGAGCGGGUGCAGCGCUCGCCCCGCGCCAAGGCCAAGCUGGCGGAGCUGCAGCGGGAGUACGGGCUGCCGCCCCACCACCUGCUGCAGGACGUGCCGUCCAAGUGGAGCACGUCCUUCCACAUGCUGGAGCGGCUGCUCGAGCAGAAGCGGGCGGUGAACGCGCUGUCCGUCGAGUGCGACUUCCGGGAGCUGCUGAGCUGCGACCAGUGGGAGGUGAUGCAGUCCGUGUGCCACGCCCUGACGCCCUUCGCUGCCGCCAGCCGGGAGAUGAGCGCGCACGUGUCCACACUGAGCCAGGUCAUCCCCAUGAUCCACAUCCUCAGCCGCAGGGUGGAGAUGCUGUUCCAGGAGACCACGGGCAUCGACGCCAUGCUCCGCACCCUCAGGGAGGCCAUGGUGAGCCGCCUGUCCGCCUCGCUGCACGACCCCAGGUACGUGCUGGCCACCCUGCUGGACCCGCGCUACAAGGCCUCGCUGUUCUCCGAGGAGGAGGCAGAGCAGUACAAGCAGGACUUGAUCAGGGAGCUGGAAACGCUGGAUCCUACCUCAGAGCCCGCGCCCGUCCCCAACGGCUGCGAGCCGGGCUCCCCGCCCCGAGACUGCGCUGGCGAGGAGAGCCUCUGGGCGCUCAUGGCCAAGCUGAAGAAGAGCGAGCGCAGAGGGCAGCCCAAGGUCCCCGAGGACGUGGUGCUCGCCUACCUGGAGGAGGAGGUGCUGGAGCACAGCUGCGACCCGCUCGCCUACUGGAGCCGCAAGAGGGCCGCCUGGCCCGGCCUCUCCGCCUUGGCCGUGCGCUUCCUGGGCUGCCCCCCGAGCAUCGUCCCCUCCGAGCGGCUGUUCAGCACGCCCCCCGGGAAUGGCAGCUUCGGCCAGUCCAGGCUCCUGAUGGAGCAUUUUGAGAAACUCAUCUUUCUGAAAGUGAACCUUCCCUUAAUAUGCUUCCAGUACUGA